AUGGCGGAGCGGAAGGGGCGGGGCCUCCAUAAAGCCUCGAGGCUAGUGGGCUCGCGCUUCCAGUCGGCGCUGAGCAUGUUCGCUGGCGCGCCAGGUGACCGCGGGCUCCUGCUGCUGCCGCCGCUCCUGCCGCUGCCGCAGGUGGCGCUGGGCUUCGCGGAAGGCAGCUGCGACCCCUCGGAUCAGUGCCCGCCCCAGGCCCGCUGGAGCAGCCUGUGGCACGUGGGGCUCCUCCUGCUUGCUGUGCUCCUACUGCUGCUGUGUGGGGCCACGGCCAGCUGUGUCCGCUUCUGCUGUCUCCGGAAGCGGGCGCACGCCCAGCCACACCUGCCAUCAGCACCUGAGUCCUGCGACCUGACAGCCAUCCCCGCGGACAGCGACAGCCCCAUGCACAGCACUGUGUCAUCCUACAGCUCUGUGCAGUACCCGCUGGGCAUGCGGCUGCCCCUGCCCUUGGGGGAGCUGGACCUCGACUCUGUGACCCCUCCCGCCUACAGCCUGUAUGCCCCUGAGCUGCCGCCCUCAUACGAUGAGGCCGUCAAGAUGGCUAAAACCAGACAGGAAGAGCCACCCCCUUCCCAGUAGCCCAGCCCCCUCCCUGAGGCCUCAUGCCUAGAGACCCCUCCAGGGCCCCAGGAGUGGGGCCGCAAUGCCCAAACCCCUGGCUGUAGCCCUGGUGCCCCCCGGAGCAGGCAGGAAAGCUCUCCCGAGCCUCCCGAUGCCACCAGCCACUCUGUGCUCACAGGGGACUGUGCAAGGGCACCCCAGCCCACCCUCACCAUCCUUCCCACCCGGGAAGGCCAGCCGUCCGGCACAUUGCUGCAGCCCUGGCCUCGUUGCUAUGUAACGCUGGGCAUCUGAGCCAGCCGGCCCUGUGUUGGCCACACACACACACACACACACACACACACACACACACACACGCUGCUACGUUCAGCCCUGGCCCCUGGCUCAGGCCCAGCAGGCCCUCAGCCCAGAUGAGGCCCCACAGACCUAAGCCUCAGGGCUCAGGGCCUGCUGUGAUGUCUACAGCUUUUUGGAGAGAGAGAGAAUAAAGUUUCUAUCUAAGUGAUCUCCAUAUGGAGGAAAGAGCUCCGGGAGGGGCCCUGGGGCAGCCGCCUCCCAGGGCAGGCAGGCAGUGUGAGUACGUGGUCCUCAACCUAUGCCCAGCCUGGCCUUCCAGCUGGUGUCCGGAGCCCAGAGCUGGGCUGUAGGCAGUGUCAGGUAUCCCACAGAAGUGAUGGCCCAAGUGUGAUGGGCAGCUCAGGAGAACCCUCUCCCUUCUCCAGACCCGCAGCUUUGCAGCCCCUUUUUCCAGCCUUGGGACAGUGAAGCACACACGAGUCUGGCUGGAGCGUUUAUUGGCCACGGAGCCGGCGUGGGGUGGAUGACAGGGUGGGCAGCAGGGUGAUGGCAGCAGGCAGCGGGCUUCCCACGGCCGCAGUGGCUGCUCCUACUGGACCAGCUUGAAGGACUCCCCAGUCAUCAUGGCCACGAACUCUGAGAGCAGAGGGACAAGUAGGCAGCCUGGCCUGACCCGGCCGCCGGGCUCCCGGGGCCCAUCUCCCACUCACCCUCGUAGUCUAUGGUCCCGUCCCCAUCCUUGUCGGCUUCCUGCAUCAUCCGCUCGGCCUCCAGCUCGCUGAGGGGCUCGCCCGCGUUCGUGAGCACGUACCUGCAGGAGCCUGCGCUGAGUGGCAGCCAGCGGGCCCUCCCUCCGCCCCCGCGCCCGCGCCCAAGCCCGGCCCCGGGCCCUACUUGAGCGUGUCCCAGUCGAUGUAGCCCUUGCCCUCCUUGUCGAAGAUGCGGAAGGCCGCCCUGAGCUCACUCUCCUGGUUCUGGGCCUUCUCCCAGUACACCCCCAUCAGCGCCAGGAAGCUGUCGCAGUUGAAGAACCCUUUCUCUGCGGGGAGCAAGCGGCGGGUGCCCGAGUGAGGGCGGUGAGCCCCUCCCCACUCACACCCCGGUGAUGCGCCCCCCCCCGCUGCCCCUGGCGGCCUCACUGUCUCUGUCCACUUCCUUGGCCAUGGAGGCCAGCUCGCUCUUGGUGGGGUUGAUGCCCAUCAGACUCAUGAGCCGCUCCAGCUCGUCCGUCUUCACCGCCCCGUUGCCCUCCUCAUCAAACAUCUCAAAGACUCCCUUGUACUCCUCGAUCUGCUCCGCCGUCAGGCGCUCCGUCUGUGGGGACACGGGUCCAGGCUCGCCAGGGGCCCCUCCACCCCUCAGUCUGGGGGAGGCUGGAGGCCAGGCGGCACAGGAAUGGGUCUUGAGGGGAGAGCAAGGCUCCGCGAGGCCACUCAGAGGGGACGGCGUUCGAGGCAGGGGCAGGCCAGCCACGUGAGAGUGCAGUGGGGCAGCGCUGGACAGCCAGUGAGGCCAGGGGAGGGACACCAUGGCCAGCGUGGGGAGGAGCCUGGCCUGGGGGCCAGGGGGAAGGCCCCAGCCUGUUCUGGUAUCCCAGAGCGAUAAUCCAGGGCCGGGCCACCCUGCCUGCCACCGCCCCGGCCGCUUUCCGAAAGGGCUGCUCCAGCCUGGGCCCCAGAGCAAGGGCGGUGCCAGUGGCCGGCAGGGCCUGGCCUCGGGCCCCCCACUCCACGCUCUCUGCCCAGCCUCACUGGACGUCUUCCUCAGGUCCCCAGAGACCCUCCCACCUUUGGUCACGGCCCCAGCCUGAUCCCCGUGUGCGCAGAGGCCUGCCCGCCGUCCUCUCUCCCCCAGGCACUGCCCAGCUCCUGCUGGACCGCCCAGCCCAGCCCGCCGGGGGCUCUGCCGGGCGCUGGGAGCAGCCUUACCAUGUCUGUGGCUGGCUGAGGGGACACUGCACGGUGGCGCUGGAGCUGCUGUGGGCAGAGUACAAGGGGCAGAGGGGGCGGCUGAGUUUUAGCGUAUCCAGCUGCCCGGGGUCCCUGGGGUCCAGAUUCCAAGAGCCUUUUAUGGCCAGGAGAUCCUGUCAGCCCUAUUUUGGGACAGGUUGGCCCUUCCCCACGUGGCCCUUCCUGGCCUGAGCAGCCCCUCACCCCAGAGCUCCCUCUCUGACCCUGGGUCCCAGCCAAGGCCCCCCUGGGCCACGGCAAGGAUGGACAUCAUGGGCCAGGGCAGGAGAGGGGAUGUUCCCUUCUCCCCAGUGAGCCCCUUCCCCCCACUGUGCAGCGGGAGGCCCCACGGGCUGUCAUCACUUCUUGGUGAGGGUUCUUGUUGACGGCCCUCCCUGGCCAGGUGUUGCCCUCACAUCCCCAAGGACCCAGGGCCCAGCAUGGUGCCAGCACUUUGCAGACACCCUCUAAAGACAGGUUCAAUAAACAAAUGCACUGGGGUCCCCCUCGGGCCACCGUGUGCAGAAGGGGCUGGGGGUCCACAGUCCCAGGAGAAGACAGCUGGCCACGAGCUAGGGGCGAGAGGAUGCAGAGCAGACGGGACCAGGGGGCUGGACUGGCCAUGGGGAGGCCAAGCCAGGUGUCCUCUGGGCGGUCAGGGGCUAUUCUCAGGGAAACCUGACCCCCUUCCCCUCAGAAGAGCAAAGCUGGCUCCCGAGGGAGCCCCGUGGCCUGGCUGUUUAGUAACAGGACGCCACAGCGGCACACACACCCCUGCCUAUGUGCGCUCAGCCCUCAGACACACACCCCCGCUGCCACCCCGACCCGGGGCGGCGGCUCUGGCUCCCGACUCCGGGCCCAGGUCCCUGUGCUCCCAUCCGGGCAGUGACCUGCUGGCCUGGCCACGGCGCUCGGAGGUCUGUGAUUACAAGCUGGAGCUGAGGGGGCUCCUCCCAUCCCCCCCCCAGCGAUGGUCACAGACAGGCCCCCACUAGUUCCCUUCACCCCCGUGCAUGGCCCCCAGGGUCACGCACGCCGACACACAUCUGCCUCGGCCCCAUGGCCACCUGACGAAUCUAGCAGGCGAGGUAUGCCCUGUACCCCACCGGCCGGGCUGGCCCUCUGCCUGCUAGAAUACGGAAGCCACAGGGACAUUUCCUGCUGAGGCCCAGGACAGCUGCUGAGCCUGCAAUAUCCGUGCUGACGGGGACAAAAUGGCUCCAGCGGGCACCGGGCCAGCGGCCCCGGGCCAGGAUAGAAGAAGAAGCCGGCUCUGGGCGCCCUACCUUUGUCCUGGCUGCUCCGGGCCGUGGCUUCAGGCUUUGUGACGGUGAGAAAAGAUUUUCCCACCCCUUCCCUCAAAAAUCCCCAGACCAUUUCAAGGAAAUUAGUCGCAUCUCUACACCCGGACCACAGCUGGAGGAGAAGAAGGCUGGUGGGGGCUGCCGCACGAUGGCAGUGGGGCAGGGGGUGCGGGGAGGGCAAGGGCCUGCGGAGAAGGAGGGCGUGAGGGUCAGUUUUGCAUCCCGUUGGCCAGGCUACAAGCCCAGGUGUUUGCCCAAACGCUAGUCUAGGCGUUGCUGUGAAGGGUGUGUUUUUUCAUAUAUGUAUUGAUUACAGUGGUGAAAUUAGCAUAAAAUGUUACUCAGAAAAGGGAACUAACGUAUACUGAACAUCUGUCAUGAACCACAGUCUUUUCGUUUGGUCUUUAUUGUUUGUGGUACAAAGCACAAAACAUAAAAUUAACCAUCUUAACCAUU
Delphinapterus leucas (beluga whale) is the source of this 4573-nucleotide messenger RNA. RefSeq names its product transmembrane protein 52 (gene TMEM52). The record is from RefSeq and is a predicted model, not a curated record. NCBI's taxonomy places the organism in Eukaryota, Metazoa, Chordata, Mammalia, Artiodactyla, Monodontidae.